CCCCUACCCCCCUGGUCUCCCUACCCUGAAGGGUUAUCAGGUAGACACCUAUAUACCUACCAAGGUUCAUAUAACAUAACCUUGGAAGUGAUACAAGUUUCGAUCAAGACCAUGUCGUCGUCAUCCGCUACUACCCCUUACUUCGCACCGCGAUACGUGAUAGCAUCCGUUGCAGUCUCGCUAGGCGGUCUGCUCAAUGGCUACGACACCGGGUCUAUCGGCGCCAUAACCCACAUGCCUCAGUUCACCGAGUCCCUGGGACAGCUAUCGCCAACGAUGCUAGGUAUAACCGUGUCGAUGAUCAUGUUGACAGGCACGCUGCCAUCCAUGUUCGCCGGUCACUUUGCAGACAAGUACGGCCGAAUUUCCGCCAUUAUUCCCGGCGCGCUUUUCUUCGGCACGGGCGCACUCGUGCAGGGGCUCUCCCACAGCCUGGGCCAGUUCAUCGCCGGCCGAGCGAUCGCGGGGUUCGGCCAGGGCAUCUUCCUCAGCAACAUCUCCGUCUACAUCUGCGAGAUCGCGCCGCUCAGGUACCGCGGCACGCUGACGGGGCUGCCCCAGUUCAUGGCCACGGCCGGCGUCUGCUUCGGCUACUUCACCUGCUACGGCACCGUCAACAUCCAGUCGGACAUGGCGUGGCGCGUGCCGUAUAUCCUGCAGUGCGUCUUCUCCUCCGUCCUCGCGUGGGGCUGCCUGCUGCUCCCGGAUUCUCCCAGGUGGCUCAUGCUGCAGGGGAGGCAGGCUGACGCCCGCGCGGCGCUGGAGCGGCUCGACUGCAAUAUGGUGGAGGCUGAGCGGGACUUCCUCAUGAGCACUGAGCAGACGCUGAGCCUGUCGCUGUGGCAGAGCUUCUCGCUGUUGUUCCGACGAGGAUAUCGCGCGCGCACUAUAUUGGCUUUAUUUAUCCUGGGCAUGGCCCAGCUGUCUGGUAUUGAUGCCGUGGUUUACUAUGCCCCCGUCCUCUUCGAACAAGCCGGCCUAUCAACCGACAACGCCUCCUUCCUCGCCUCCGGCCUCUCCUCCAUCCUCAUGCUCGCCAUCUCCAUCCCCGCCUUCCUGCUCGCCGACAAAUGGGGCCGCCGCACCUCCGCCAUCAGCGGCGGCCUCACGCUCUCCAGCUGCAUGUUCCUCAUGGGCGGCCUGUACGCGGCGGGCGUCGUGCACCCGUACGGGGUCGCGCGCUGGCUGGUCAUCGUCGCCGUGUUCGUCUUCGGGCUCACGUACUGCGCGACCUGGGGCAUCGUCGGCAAGAUCUACGCCAGCGAGAUCCAGCCGGGGCACACGCGCGCCGCGGCGAACUGCGUCGCGAUGGGCCUGUGCUUCGCCACGAACUUCCUCGUCGCGCUGCUCACGCCCGUGCUCCUGCAGGCAUCCGCGUUUGGUAUCUAUUUUCUGUUUGGCGCGCUGGCGCUGGGCACGGUGGGGGUACUCGCGGCGUAUAUGCCCGAGACGAGGGGACGGUCGCUGGAGAAUAUCCAGGAGGCGUUCCAUAGGCCGAUGCUGCUGAGUGGCCUGGGGCAUCUACUGGGGCGAAGGGGUCGCGGGGGGAGAAGAGGGGUCCCGCACCCUCAUGAGCUGGCGGUGGCGGGAGAGGAGGUCGAGUUGGAGCUUAGCGAGGCGUCGACGGAGGUCGUGGCGGCUAGUGCUGUCUCGGUUGAUGCCGUGCCUAGGUCUUUGAGACUCGAUGUUUCGGUGUAUGUAUCCAGGUAUCUGAGGCAGGUAUUGAGUCGGUAAUGCUUAGGGGUCUUGAGGCAAUCACCUCGACACAGCAAGCAAUUGUCACCCAGCUGAAAAGGUUGGUAACCCAAGUGUAUAAAGUACCUUCAUUCCAUGUUACUAUCAAGACUCUGUACUUAGAUUUCUAGGUAUCUACAUGACCAUA
Molecule: messenger RNA, 1882 nt
Organism: Hypoxylon fragiforme
Lineage: Eukaryota; Fungi; Ascomycota; Sordariomycetes; Xylariales; Hypoxylaceae
Product: putative MFS sugar transporter
Exons: 2
Coding region: 112-1734 (540 amino acids)
Biological process (GO): transmembrane transport; carbohydrate transport
Cellular component (GO): membrane
Molecular function (GO): carbohydrate:proton symporter activity
Source: RefSeq, a predicted model, not a curated record